UUUUUUCCUCUUAUCCCCAGGUGAGAUAUGCCAAAUCUGGUUGCGCUUCAUGGUGGGCGCCCUGUGAAGUUGUUUUGAAUACUCAUUUCAAUCGUUCGGAGAACUAAAGAAGAGGCGAAUUGUGAAUUUCAAGGGACAGGGGAAAAAAACCAAACGAACUGACCUUUUCUGACUGGUACGAACUUCUGGCAUUACCACCUUGAGUGUCCAGGUCAGGGUGUGACUAGAUUUCUUCCUUAUACACUUAUAGGUGAAUUAUAGGCUGCUCAACCACAGCAUAUUAUUGACAGCUCAGUGGGUAUUAAUUGUUGGUUCACCAAUUUCUGGAUCCAGCUGGCUGUGGUUGUCCUCGUGUAGAGAACUGAUUUGAUGUUCAGCCCCUGAAUAGGAGAACAAACUGCUUGAAGAAAGAGUCCCCCCCCCCCCAACUGAUUCCACGACAAUUGUUGGUGCUGCUGUCUCGACCGUGGCCAUGUGGACGGGAGGAGCUUCAAUGUGGCGAUUUGUGAUCGUGGUCUGCGCUGUCUUGGUGGAGCUCACUUCAGGUGCCUUCCUGGGCCUGAUCCCGCGCGAGGCGCGGCCUGGAUGGCCCCUGCGUGCGGUGUUGGCCUUCCUUGAUAGGAGCUCGAACCUUCCAGCGCAGGUCACCGUGACCCUCUGGGAGACACCUCCUCGUAGUAUGCCGCGGGCCAUCGACCAGAAGACCGCCAGCGUGGACAGUGGUAAUGAUCUGAUAAUGAUGGACUUUCAGUUGCCGGAGCUGUUGGAUUCUCGUUCGUAUCUACGUGCGACAUUCGAGUGCAGUGGGGGUGAAACGUUUAAGAAGACGGAGACCCUUAUCAUCAACGGCAACACGUCCGUGGUCCUGGUGCAGACGGACAAGAACAUUUACAAGCCUGGUCAGACUGUGAAGUUCCGAGUGCUCAAUGUGGAUAAGACCCUAAAGCCCACUUAUAGACCACUGACCGUCACAAUUAUUAAUGCCUUAGACAAUAAGAUUGAGCAGUUUUACAACAUAUCGUCGCGUUCAGGAGUGGUAGAGAAAACUUUUCACCUGGGCAAGUUUCCUGUUCUGGGCGAUUGGAAGAUCCAUGUCACUGAUGAAUUUGAAAUGUCAUACUCUACAUCUUUUAAAGUGGAGGAAUUUGUCCUGCCUAGAUUUUCUGUGGAUGUGGCAGCCGAUCCAAAUUAUUUGGUCGGAACAAGUCUUGGCACGACAAUCACUGUCACUUCUUUAUAUACAUAUGGAGAAGGAGUUCAAGGGAAAUGUGAGAUCAAACUCAAAGUUCGAGGAUGGACUUUUGCAAGAACGUAUGCCAAAGCAAUUUCCCCUGGUGGCAAAGCACAGUUCGAGGACAUUGACUGGGACUAUGUCCUUCAGUAUUCGACAGGGAAGGAUGAAAUUGAGGUCGAGAUCACGGCUUCUGUGACUGACGAGACAGGACGGACUGAAGUUGGGGAGAAGGUCCUCAACAUAUACAAACAUGAUGCCAAGAUUGAGAUUCUUGACUCGUCAUCAUCGGUCCUUAGAAAAGAAAUCCCGUCUAAAUUCUUUGUCCAUGUUUCUGAUCUGCAAGGCAACCCAUUGCCAAGUGCGGAAGUUGAACUUUCAAUUAGGAUACCCCAGCAUAAAGAUGUGGUCCUGACGCAAAUUUUACAGCCGGGCCAGACAGACAUCACAUUUUCCUUUGUUCCUGAGAUCUAUUCUGACCUAUUUUACAAUUACUACGAUGUGACUGUGAAGGCAAGUUUGACUUCUAACCCAAGUGUAUAUGCUAAGAAGACAAUCCGUGCUGCUGACUCCGAGGAAGGGAUUGCUCUUGAGCCCAGAAGCCAAUCACCGCUUGUAGGCGACACAGCUGAGUUCAAAAUUUUUGAAAAUAAGGGCGAUUCUGGGAGGAUCACAAAAGGCUUUCUGGUGACCAGUCAGGGCAACAUUGUCGAUGGGGGAAUGGUGUCUGGUGACAGGAUCCGUUUAGAUGUCAAACAGGAAAUGUGUCCAAGUGCUAAUGUGGCCGUGUUCAUGAUGACCUCAGGAUCUAUUUACCGGGUCGUCGCUGAUGUGGUGUCCAUAACACCACAGGCCUGCUUGAACAAAAAGGUCUCAGUAAAAUUUGAUACUACUGAAGCUCGUGUUGGCUCUGAGGUGGGCAUGCGUCUUGCUGUUGACCGGACAGAUGGCUCGAACGCCAUGCCCGGAGAGCACUCUGUGUAUUACUUGGCCGUUGACAAAAGCAUCGUACUUCUAGAAGGCAGCAGUGACUUGGAUGAGGGCAAGGUUAAAUCUGCUUUGGGCUCACUCAAGUUGAAGUCUGCACUAACAUCUGAUUCAGCAGCUAAUAAUGCUGGAAUGUUUUUCAUGGCGUCCGGGCUGGUUGUUUUUUCUGACGCCACUGUGGGGGAGGAGCAUAGGUCAACAAUCUACUUCAAAGGCGACGUUGUGGCGCUGGCUAAUGAUGUUGCAAUGGCUUUUAGGUUUUCAGACGUUCUUUCUGUCUAUGAACUUGCCAUACAAUCUGAAACGUGGAGAGGUAUUCUCUCUGCGGGUCACAGUCUUCAACUAUCGAGGCCAGGCACUAGAUACUGUGGUAAGGCUGAGACAGAACAGCUCUCAGUUUGCAGUGGACAAUGCCAUAAUGUUCGAUGGCUGGUUUGAAAAAACAGUUAGUCUGAGGCCAAAUCUGGCUUCGAGUGUGGAGUUCAAAAUCAGAGCGACAACUGUGGGUUAUAUAGAUCUGCAGGUACAGGCUGGAGACCCUGAAAAUGGGCCAUUUGAUCAAGUGCAGCGCAAGCUCUUGGUAAAGCCUGAAGGAGUGGAGAGACGCAAUGCCAUGACAGAAAUACUGACUGUGGAUGAGGGUGUUGUGAGUGAGACAUUCAAAAUUGAUUGGCCGUAUGAGAAGAUGGUGCCUGACUCGCAGCGUGUGGCUGUCAAAAUUACAGGAGAUGUGCUUGGUCAAGCUCUUGCCAACCUUGAUAAGCUGGUAACCCAACCCUUCGGCUGUGGUGAGCAGAACAUGAUUACAACAGUACCCAAUAUCUUUGGCGUCAGAUACAUCAAAUCAACCGACCAAGUUGGCAUGGAUGACCUUGUAAACAAAAUGAUUGAAAAUAUGAAGUUUGGUUACCAAAGGCAGGUUAGCAGGUACCGCCAUAGAGACGGUUCCUUCAGUGCUUGGGGUGAAGGCAGUUCUAAUAGGGUUGACCAACACAGCUCUGAAGCCAGGACUCCUGGAAGCACCUGGUUGACGGCGUUUGUCAUAAAGAGUUUUGCCCAAGCAUCCCUUUACAUCGAUGUCUCCAAUGAAGUCCUGACUAAGGGGAUCGAGUUUCUCAAAAGUGUGCAGAAGUUUGAUGGUAGCUUUGAAGAACGGGGCAAAAUUAUCCACCAGGGAAUGACAUCGGGCACCUCAAAAGGGCCUGCCCUCACUGUCUACGUCCUGGCGGCCAUGUUGGAAGUGAGGAAGUUCACUCAGACUGACCUGAAUGUAGAGAUCAACAAAGCGAUGGCUUACAUGAAGCAGGUAGUGACAUUGCAAUUCCUUAGUAGCAGAAAUCAAAUGUUCCUGGGUGCCCUCACAGCCUACACUCUAUCCCUUGUACCGGAGCGAACUGAUGACAUCAUAGACAUAGUUGACAACAUUCUUAUAAUUGUUGAGGAAAAUGGAGCGUCAUGGUCACCAUUCUCUAAAGAAGAAAUAGUUCCUCCUUCAAAAAUGGUCGAGAUGGGAGCAUAUUGUCUGUUGGCCUACACCCAUAUGGAUCAGUUAAACCUAGGUUUGCCUAUUAUGAAAUGGCUGCAAGCUGAACAGAACAGUGAGGGAGGUUUCCACAGCACUCAGGAUACUGUGAUGACACUGCAGGCAUUUUCUGAUUUCGGUAUGCUGUCUCAUCGUGCCACUCCAUCUAGCAUGGUCACUGUUACUGAUCCAGCCACUGGGAAAUCGAUAAAAGUUGACAUUUCUGGUUCUCGUUCUGUCCUUCUGCAAACUGUAGAGCUCCCGGCCAACACUACACAAGUCAAUGUGACUCUCACCGGCCCUACCAAGGCAAUAAGUGUUGUGAAGGUGGUGUACUACUACCAUACCUACCCAGGUAAAAGGUCUGCACCUAAGGAACCUCUAGUGUCACUAUGGACUCAGACCAGCAGAGUCUCUCCCAGUGUACAUAGAGUCAAGACCUGUGUCAAGAGCUCCAACAAACUGACAGAAGAUAGCAUGAUGGUGGCUUCUCUGAUUAUGCCGUCCGGAGAACGGGUUUUAGAUGAUGUCACCACCCUCAUGCGGAAAAACCCACACGCCAAACGCAUAGAACCAGAGGACACUGAACUGCACUUUUAUACAGAUGGGCCCCCAGGAUCUGGUUAUUGCUUUGAAGCUGAUCUGGAAUCAGAAAUUGACUUUGAAGUACAGAAGCCGGGCUCUGCCAAGUUUUAUUCCUACUAUGAACCAGAGAUCUCCAGCGAGGUGCCACUGGUGCUGAAUAUAUCCUGUAGGAAUGACGACUGCAAUGGAAUAGAUGGGGCCGUGCCAAUACACCUGGCCAAUGUUCUUCUCACUGUCAUGAUAUGCUCGCUGGUCAGUUUACUGGCCUCUGUGUAGAACGGACACAUCCAGUUGACUUUUUUUUCAUAUUCGGACAGUUUGUCUGUCUGUGUUAUAUCUGUAUACAGCCUUACCACCCGUGAAGGCGUUUGGAACAGAAAAUCUUUACAUUUUAUGGUUUCUCCUCCCGUCAACUCUAUUUAGGCUUCACCAUUUCUCUCUUCCAUAAGUGACAACGAAAUUGAAGUUAAAGGUUACGUGAUCACUUGAAAAUUUUAAUAGCUGGAUGGCAAAUGAAUUUAAAUGGCUUUUUCUUAGCUGUGAAGAGAAGUUGCUGGUCAAAUUCAUCACAACUAUUUCCUGAAGAUUGUUCGCCUUGUAGUUGGCUGGCCACUCCAAUAUACUGAAAGUGUGUGUGUGCUGACAUUUCCAAAGUGCAACAAACAAUGUUUACCUUUCCUGACUAUUUACCUGUACUCUUUCUUACUUUUGCACUAAAACAGUCAUAGAUGUUUGUCUCUGCUUGUUCAUCAUUUGAAGAAUUAGAAUUGAAAUGAAUUUUUGUAAGCUUUAACAACUUAUGCUGCUUGAAAAUUUUACUGAAUUCUCUUUCUCUGACUGAAUGUGUUUCUCAUAGCUAUCAUGAUUUCCAGGCAAAUGGUUGUGGUUCAAAGCCCCUGAAUGGCAUCAUUGUUCUUUCAAUUUUUGGUCAAUGGCCUAGCGGUUAGGCUUUGGAACUCCCAUCCAUAAAGUCAUAGAUUCGAAUCCUGUUGGGGGCCUGACGAUGUGUUCAUAGGAAAGGCACUUACAUGAAUUUUCCUUACUUCACCCAAGGAGGAAUGGGUACCCCGCUUUUGACAGCAAAAUAUCAUCAGUUUGUUAGUGUUUGAGUGCGUGUUAUCUGCAGCUUGCACUGCAUGCCUCCUGAGAAGCAGAGAAUGUUUCUCAGUAUUUUUGUAGGGUCUGCUGGGGUAAUAAUAGUUGUAAAGUGUUUAGAGCAUGCUGUAGAGCACUGGGUAUGCACUAUAUAAUGCAAUAAUUGUUACUAUAGUGACAUAACAUUAUCUUACAUAUUUUGUGAACUCUUAGGCACUAGACUAAAAAAAUGGAGGAAUUUAAUUCAGAUUUAGAUCUGUUGCUUUGGAUGUGGGAGCAAAGAAAAUUAAUAGAUAGCAUGUUUAAAAGAAGCAUGUGAAUACGCUUCCUUUUUUUUUGUUUAUGUAUCAGUGUGAUAUAUAUGAGAAUGGGUUGGUUUUUGGCUAUUCUUAUGAAAUUGACCAGCAAGCUACCUGUUUGUGUUCAAAGCUUUGUUCCAUGACAGGAAAAGUUUUGAUUUAAGUGUGUAGAAGCAGCAAGUGAUUGCAGAGUGCUUGGGUUUUAUAUGAGGAAAAUUCUAAUGCCUUGUUGUUCGUAUCAUAUUGUGCCUUCUUUUCACUUAUGAGAAAUAUUGUCUCGGAUAAUAGUUUGUCCAUCAAUAUCUGAUGAUGACCAGUGUUUCUUCAGAGGUAAUUUCAGAAAGAGAACUACGUGUAGAAGACCAUUUGUGACUUUUGAUGUGGCCAAUAAGACUUAUUCUGGUAGAAAAGAGUUUGCCGCAUUUUGAGCAUUUAAAAGCCUUAUCGCCACUUCUGAUGUGCACAACUUGCAUUUGUAAUUUGCGACGCCUCAUAGGAUUUGCUGCCCUCUGUGAUAGUUGCUCUCCCAUGUCAAGGGUUGAAGUCCUUCAGAGACAUUUUUAGAAUGCCUUAAUAGUGUCUAUUUGGUUCACCAGCAUUUUGCCUUCAUGAGGACAGCUCAGAGUAGAAUACUCCCUUUGGGAUUCUGAAGUCAGGCAUCUUACGGCAUGGCCUGUUAAUAAACUAGUAGCACUGGAACCAAUAUUUCAAUUCAAGAGCAAAGUGUAGACUUACUUUAUGGUGACUGCCGUUUGGAGUCAUUUUUGAAAAUUUGUAUAGAUGUCCUUGUUGUUUGUGAUUUGUGUUUGAUUUGAUUUGAUAGUGCACUAGCUUUUGAGAUGCUGGAGAUAGCAUGUGCCAUGCUUGUUGGGCAUGUUUUCCAUUGACUUCUAUUUGCCUUGACUCUUGUCCCGAAUCAUUUCUUUACUUAAAUAAACCUAUUCAUAUUUUAUCCCGUUUCUUUACCCAUGUUAGGAAAAUGUCUAAAGAAUUUCAUUCAACAGUAAGGAGAUGUGUUCAUUUUGCUAGAUGUCAUGACAUUUGUUUUUGCUGUCUUUUACAUGAUCACUCCAGGAUAGUACUAUUUAUGUAUAGAGUGCACUGGGGCAGUGGAGGGUGCUGGCUACUGGUGGCCUUGAUCUAGUUCUCUCAUUUUAUGCAAAAACUGAACAAAUUACAGCUGUUUUGAUCUUGUUUUGGUAUGAAAGUUCUUCUUCUGAGCCAGAAAAGGAUGAAGAAAGUGAUACGUUUGUUUUACUCAUGUAAGUUGAGAUUUUCUUUGAUGGAUGGAGUAGGUGUCAUGGCUUAUGAAUAAAAAAAAGAAUAAUUUCAACAUAAAGCUCAGCAUUCACACAUAAUCCUUCAACUCUCAAAGGUUUCAAACAUGGGAUUUUGGAGGCCUAUGACAAGUACCAAUGUCUACUUUUAUUGUUGAGGGUUGUGAUUAAUGUUUUUAUCUUUAGGAAAUGUCAAGAAUAUUUUGACUAUUUCAUUUUUUUUCUUCAUGUGAUUUGGAGAUGAAAUCGUAAAAAUAAACUUGUAAAUUAGGAUGCGAGAUACCAAGGUGUCCACUGGCUUUUAGUCUCAACUUUUAUGUUUUAAUGUACAUGUAAUCAGCUACUCCGUAAUAUUUGUAUAACUGCCAUGAGUUGUAAGCUAAUUUUUUUGUAUGGCUUUAUAUUUGUAUAGAUCAUUGGGCAUAAUAAGAUUUAUAAAUAGUCAAAUUUUGGAUGUUUUAAAGUGAGAAUAAUGAAAAAGAUAUUUUGGCUUCUCUGUUCAUUUAUGUUUAGGUCUGAAUCAUACCAUUCCUCCAUUUGUUCAAAUCUACUCCGUAAGGCUCUUAAUGGAACUCCAAGUGGAAGGGUUGUUUAUAAGGAAAUUAAAAGUUUUUCCGCCUUUGUGA
Molecule: messenger RNA, 7622 nt
Organism: Aplysia californica (California sea hare)
Lineage: Eukaryota; Metazoa; Mollusca; Gastropoda; Aplysiida; Aplysiidae
Product: alpha-2-macroglobulin
Cellular component (GO): extracellular region
Molecular function (GO): endopeptidase inhibitor activity
Source: RefSeq, a predicted model, not a curated record